AUGUCGGACUCAACCGAAGAAAUCCCAACGAUGAAAGAGGUGGAAAAAGGUGUCGAAGUGACAGUGUCCAGCGAUGUGGUGGACCCUGAAGACACACCAUUGGGCGAAGACAACGUCCGAGCUUGGCUAACCGUUCUCGGAUCCUCGCUUGUCUACUUUGCCUCUUUCGGUGUUACGAACAGCUUCGGCUUCUUCCAGGACUACUACCAGACGCACUACCUUCCCGAGUACCCACCCUCCACUAUCGCCUUUAUCGGGACACUGCAGAUAUCACUCAUGUACGUGGUAGCGCCAAUUGCUGGUGCUUUAUCCGACAUUUUUGGUCUGAAGUGGAUCUACCCUGCCGCCGCCUUGGGCUGUUGCGGCUCACUCAUCGGACUAUCUUUCUCCCAGCCCGGAGUCUUAUGGCAACCGUUUGUGUUUCAGGGCGUUCUGUUUGGUAUCGCCGUGGCUUUCAACACCCAACCCGCCUUGGCAGUAGUAGGCCAGCAUUUCAAACAGCGCCGGGCGCUCACCAUGGGCAUCGUGUCGGGCGCCAGCAGCAUCAGCGGCUCUUUGCUACCUAUCAUGCUGUCGUACCUCGUUCCCAAGAUUGGCUUCGGCUGGGCCGUGCGUGUCGUCGCCCUUCUACUGCUCGUCUGUUACCUCGUUGCCAUGGCCGUUUCACGCACGAAAGAAGCCCCCAAGCCGCCGACAACAUCCAUCGUGUCUAGCCUUCUCGACUUCAACGGAUACAAAGACCCGCGCUAUCUUGUGCUGGCUAUUGGAAACUUCGUGGCCACCCUCGGUCUUUACGUUCCGAACUACUACAUCGGAUCUUACGCAUUACUUCGUUACCCCUCUGCUUCUAUUCACAGUUACCUCCUUCCGGUUCUUAAUGGCUCGAGCUUCUUCGGACGGAUCCUUGGUGGCUGGGCUGCCGACCAGACCGGCCGUCUGAACCUCCUCUACCCGAUGACGAUCCUGUCUGGAGUAUUGAGUUUCGCACUGUGGCUGCCCGAUCAGGGUAUUGCCAUGAUCAUGGUGUUUGCUUGCCUUUACGGAUUUACUUCGGGUGUCUUUAUCAGCGUCACUCCUCCUGCCGUUGCUCAGAUUCUGCCGGAUGAUAAGAUCGGUGCCAGGAUUGGCGCAUUCUUUACACUUACGGCGUUGGCGACCCUCAUGGGUUCGCCCAUUGCCGGAUGUCUUCUUGAUGAGAGCUCGCCUGAUGGUUACACGAACAUGAUACUCUUUACGGGCGUGACGCUUGUUGUUGGCGGCGGCCUUCUUUUUCUUGGACGCUGGCUUUGCGACAAAGAUUUGCGGAAGAAACUAUAA
This is a messenger RNA of Lasiodiplodia theobromae, 1317 nucleotides long. RefSeq names its product MFS transporter. The transcript is spliced from 4 exons. Gene Ontology annotation, cellular component: fungal-type vacuole membrane. Bases 1 to 1317 code for a protein of 438 amino acids. The record is from RefSeq and is a predicted model, not a curated record. Gene Ontology annotation, biological process: transmembrane transport. NCBI's taxonomy places the organism in Eukaryota, Fungi, Ascomycota, Dothideomycetes, Botryosphaeriales, Botryosphaeriaceae. Gene Ontology annotation, molecular function: transmembrane transporter activity.